Molecule: messenger RNA, 2068 nt
Organism: Labrus mixtus (cuckoo wrasse)
Lineage: Eukaryota; Metazoa; Chordata; Actinopteri; Labriformes; Labridae
Product: ras-related protein Rab-19-like
Exons: 4
Coding region: 751-1422 (223 amino acids)
Cellular component (GO): trans-Golgi network
Molecular function (GO): GTP binding; GTPase activity
Source: RefSeq, a predicted model, not a curated record
GAGAGGGAGGGGGAGAGAGAAAGGGAAAGGCGUGAGGCUGGAGGUUAGUAGAAACAGGAAAAGACUGACUGAAGAGAGAUAAAGAGAGAGCUGACACACACGUGUGUGAAAGGAGAGAACAGGUGGAUUGGACAGCUAUACCUGGACUAAAGACGAGCAUCUUCUUAAAUUCUCUUUUAUUUAAAGGGAAGUAACUUUUUUCCUGCUUGACGGACGCCACAUGAGGAGUGUAGAAGGAGAAAGAGAUGGGAUGUGUAUUCACGUUGUAUUUUGCUAUGGGCCAUUAAGUUGGUCAACACCUGAGAAGGAGGUGAAAGGAGAAGCAGAGACUGACUGUUUGGUCCAAGGGGAAGACUGGAAGACGGUAUAGAAAGGCUGCAGAUGGGGAGAAUUUCUUUUUAAAGGAUUUUGUAUUUGAAAAUGUACCCUCAGGUGCUUUCUAAUCUGUGAGUAGCAUCAUUUUACAUCUUCAUAAACACAUUUUUCACAGCCCCAAACUGGUUUUUCAGGCUGCAUGUGGACAAAUGUAACUGCAUUUACUUCACUGUUGGAAAUCUAUCCUGAGGGUCUUUAAACAUUAGGAGAAACAGUAACACACUGUCAGUUUGGGGAUCUUUUGGAAAUGAAACUUUUCAACUUCCUAGAGUUUUUCUUUUUUAUUGGAGCAUAAAGAUAACCCAGCAUCUCAAGGCCUCAACAUACCAUCUGACCCACAGUAUUAGGGGGGAAUCAAGGAACAAACUCUCCACCAUGCAGAGCCCGGGACCUGAGCAUGAUGACUCUUUUGAUUUCCUGUUUAAGAUCAUUCUGAUCGGAGACUCUAACGUGGGAAAGACCUGCGUGGUCCAGAACUUUAAGUCAGGGAUUUUCUACGAGAGGCAGCAGAACACCAUCGGAGUGGAUUUCAGUGUACGGACCCUGGAUAUCGAGGGGAAGAAAGUCAAGAUGCAAGUGUGGGACACAGCGGGUCAGGAGAGGUUUCGCACCAUCACCCAGAGCUACUACCGCAGUGCCCACGGCGCCAUCAUCGCCUAUGACAUCACACGGCGCUCUACCUUCGACUCAGUGAACCACUGGAUAAGAGAGGUGGAGACCUACGGAGCGACCAAUGUGGUGCUGGUUCUUAUAGGAAACAAAUGUGACCUGGAGGAGGAGCGUCAGGUUCUGUUCCAGGAAGCGUGCGGCAUGGCUAAUGACAGGGGCAUUCUAGCUGCCCUAGAAACAUCCGCAAAGGAGAGUCAGAACGUGGAAGAAGCCUUCAUGAUGAUGGCCAAAGAGCUGCUGGCUCGAAACGGCCUCAGCGUCCACCAGGGAGAAUUCGGAGGCAUCGACAACCCUCGAGUUCUGCUCAGGUCCAACUCUCGGCCCGUGAACGGCAUCGUCAGUGCCUACACACCGCCAGAGAAGAAGGACUGUUGCUGAUUCCGAGGGGGGAAAUCCAGGGAAGAAGAAAAGAAAUGUCCCGUGCGUUGAUGAUGGGAGAAGGCUCCAAGAUGUGAAAUGUGGCUGGAAAGACCUCAUCAAUCAAGACCACUGUAUCCCAAGUGUUUGAUAUGAGAGACUGAGGAAGUUUUGACAAUUCAGUACUUCAGAGAACCCGAUCUAUAAGGGACUGCUACAAGAAGAGGAAAGUCUGUAUUUAAAACUAAAGCAACAAUUGAGUUGCUAAUUACGUCAAGAUCUUAUUUUGUCUUGUAAAAUGUUGUCUUCAAGCUUCACUCUGCUGAUUAAAAGCUGAAAAAGCUUAAACAUUUGAAAAGCUAAGGAAGGACUGCAGCAGUGCAUAAGACUGAGAAUUCAACCCAAGUGACUUCUUGUGGUGUCUCAAUGAUGAGCUGUGAUCCUCUGCUGCUGUCCCCCUUGAAGGAAACCGUCUUGGAGGGUCGACUACAAGCCAGAAGACUGUGACAUGUUUGUUUGUUUCACUUUCUCUUACUUACACUAUACUGUUGUCUUACAGUGUCAAUAAUGUCUGUAACAGGCUGUGAAUGUGUUCUCAAUUGAUUCUUCUUUUUCAUUUGACACGAUGAAGCAGGGCAAAGUUGGAAAUAAAGGAAAACCAUCAAGU